Misgurnus anguillicaudatus (oriental weatherfish) is the source of this 2953-nucleotide messenger RNA. RefSeq names its product opsin 4a (melanopsin) (gene opn4a). Gene Ontology annotation, molecular function: G protein-coupled receptor activity. The record is from RefSeq and is a predicted model, not a curated record. Gene Ontology annotation, cellular component: membrane. Lineage: Eukaryota; Metazoa; Chordata; Actinopteri; Cypriniformes; Cobitidae. Gene Ontology annotation, biological process: G protein-coupled receptor signaling pathway; visual perception.
UAAAGUGGUUCAUCUGACGGAGCUCACACACUUUCACACACAGUUUCUGAGGAAAAACGCGGGAACACUAUCUUUAGUCUUUUCGGUGUCUCUCUGUCAGUCACGCGAGUGAUGAUGAGAAAAGGCAUCUCCUGCCCGUCGCAAGACCCGAACUGCACGCGCAUCGUGGAGACGCUCUCGGCGUGGAACAGUUCCGUGGUGAGCGCGUACCGGCUCGUGGAUUUACCCCCCAUCACUACACCUGUUGCCAUGGUGGAAAAGUCAGUCUAUCCUUUCCCUACUGUGGAUGUACCGGAUCAUGCUCAUUACACUAUUGGUGCUGUAAUCCUUGCUGUUGGAAUCACUGGAAUGUUGGGCAACUUUUUUGUCAUCUAUGCCUUCAGCAGGAGCCGGACCCUCAGGACACCUGCCAACUUGUUUAUAAUAAAUCUGGCCAUCACAGAUUUUCUCAUGUGUGCCACCCAAUCACCUAUCUUCUUCACCACCAGCAUGCACAAGAGAUGGAUCUUUGGGGAGAAAGGCUGUGAGUUGUAUGCAUUCUGUGGGGCUUUAUUUGGGAUUUGCUCCAUGAUCACUCUCAUGGUCAUCGCAGUGGAUCGAUACUUUGUGAUCACGCGGCCUCUGGCCUCCAUCGGCGUGUUGUCUCAGAAGAGAGCUCUUCUGAUUCUUCUGGGAGCCUGGGCCUAUUCACUCGCCUGGAGUCUACCUCCAUUCUUUGGUUGGAGUGCGUAUGUUCCUGAAGGGUUGUUGACCUCUUGCACCUGGGAUUACAUGACCUUCACACCCUCCGUGCGAGCUUACACUAUGCUCCUCUUCACCUUUGUCUUCUUCAUUCCCCUUAUCGUCAUCAUCUACUGCUAUUUCUUCAUCUUCCGAUCCAUUCGUACCACAAAUGAAGCUGUGAGUAAAAUUAAUGGGGAUAACAAGCGAGACUCAAUCAAAAGAUUCCAGCGUCUGAAAAACGAAUGGAAGAUGGCAAAAAUCGCUCUUAUUGUUAUUCUCAUGUACGUCAUCUCCUGGUCUCCAUAUUCAACUGUGGCACUAACAGCAUUUGCUGGAUAUGCUGAUAUGCUCACCCCAUAUAUGAAUUCAGUACCUGCUGUGAUAGCCAAAGCUUCAGCCAUCCACAAUCCCAUCAUUUAUGCCAUUACACACCCCAAAUACAGGGUGGCCAUAGCAAAAUACAUCCCGUGUCUCCGCAUGCUGCUGUGUGUCCCCAAGCGUGACCUUAAUUCGUUUCACAGUAGCUUAAUAUCCACACGUCGCUCCACUGUCACAAGUCAGUCCUCUGAUAUCUCUGGACCCUUCGGCAGAACCAACACAGGAAAAUUUCGCCUCUCAUCAGCCUCCGAUAGUGAAUCUGGCUGGACAGACACCGAGGCUGAUCUCUCCAGUAUAGGCUCCAGGCCAGCUAGCCGGCAGGUGUCAUGUGACAUUAGCAGGGAUACUGCAGAGGUCACCGACUUCAAACCAUGUAACUCAUCCAGCUUCAAGUCUAAGCUCAAAAGUAAUGACUCAGGCAUCUUUGAAAAGAGCUCCUCUGAUAUGGAUGAUGGAUCUGUGGUUGGACUUGUUCAACCUGACCGUACUUUUCCUCUAGCUGCUGGUGACAAUGCAGAAAUGACCGCUUCGAGAGGUACGAUUGGGCGGAUCCCCAGUAUUGUUGUCACUUCUGAGUCUAGCUCUUUCCUGUCUUUAGCACGGCCCAGUUGUAGGAGCAGCCACUCAAGUGUGUCUAAUGGCAAUGUUGUGUCAAAAUUUCCCAGGAGAAACUCUUCAGGAGGAGUCCAGCAGGGGGCAGUACAUCUGUCCACCGCUGCUGGAACACCUGCGUUCCCUCAAUUACAUCAUUAAAAAGUCUCAUUAGGACCUCAUUAAAAGUCUCACCAUCAGUAACUUGCUUAUGCUUACACCUCCUCAUCUUCAGUCUUAAUCUUAUGUUCAGGCUUUGUGUCAAGUUUAAGUGUUUUGUGUUUAUUCCUAUUCUGUGGUGUGGAAGUUUAGCAAUGUGAACUGGAAAGAACCAGUACAUAAUGUAGAAAGUGAAUAUCAUGGAUUGAUGCCUUUCUUUUACAUAUUAUAAAGUACAUUUUCAUUGUGAUUUUGAGCUAUUAGAGGAGCAUCUCUAAUUAGAGAAAAUUUUACAAAAUGUGAACGAAUCAGGUGAAGGAACGGUGCUUAUGCUUAAAAGUGAGACCAAGGUAACUGGUUGUGGUCAUUGACGAUAAAUAGACAGCGAUGAUCUCUGCUUACAUAUGUUAUUGUGGUUACUAAUGAAAUUGAUUGGAUACAUAUAAAGGAUUUAAUGUUUUGUUUUAAGAAGUAAUAUUAAAUUGCACGCUGCAGCAUAUGCCUGCAGCAGAGACUCAUUAUUAUCUCUUUAAACACUGAACAGUGCCAUCUUCAGUGAACUUGUUCAGCCUACGUCAUAUGCAUGCUGUGUAUGUCUCUAUAAAUCCAUCAAGUUAGCACCCUAAUGAAUAAUUACCACAUGAACACAAACACAAUGACAUACUUCAACAGUUUGACAGAAAUGCUCCCCAAACAUUUUAAUGUUUAUUAUUGUGUAUGUUCUUUAAUAGUAAUGUUUUUGAAGAAUAACAUUACAAUCAAAUAUUAAUGUUUAUAAACAGUUGUGUUGCUUUGUACUCAAAUGUAGUUUUGUAAGGCUGGCUGAACCUCAAAUGUGAUGGUGGCUACAAAAUAGCCAUGUCCUUGUAUAUAAGUUUUGUUAGUUGUCUGUGUUUUCUGGACUUUUUCCUAGAAAUUUUGGUACAGCAUUAAAUAAAUCAUAUUUAUUUAAAUAAGUGCAGUCUAUACGGACUGUUUAUAUUGUUUUUAUAGUCUUGGAGUAAUAUUAUUGUAUAUCCAUAAAAAUGAAAAUGUGUAUGUUUCAAACAUUAAACAGAACAUUAUUGUAUCCCCUUUUGUUUUUGUUUGGUUGCUCCUAUUU